GAUAAAGUACAACGUGGGAGGCACAAACAUGUACUUAUAUGAAUAAAACAUUGAAAGGAAUUAGGUAUCCAAAUGUUACUGAAAACCACGUAUUAAACUGGCAAUCAAUAAAAGCUUAGAAAGCGAGGCAUUGCAAAGCCUUUUUAUGUCAAAAAUAACAACAACCAAUUAUACUGUUAAGACGAUGUCAACAAGAAUAUGCUAUUUUUCCUCACGUCCACAAGGCCAAGAGAGACUCAAGGAGACCCUCUGAUGCCUUCAAAGAAGAAAAACCAGAGACAAACCAAGCAAUCUCUGAAAAACUUCCCUUUCUCUUUGGCUCUUUCUCUUUCUCUCCAGAAUCCAGAUUUUAUGAUCAGUUACCAAGAAUUUUGCAGCAGCCUAUAGACCCUUCAAUCUUGUGUCAUCUGGUUUCCUGAAUUGCUAGUUACUUAUCCAAAUAUACCUUUCUUGUCAAAUAAAUCCCAAAGUUUUACAAGUUUGCAAUUUAAUCACUGCGUGUAUUUUGUGUUGAACAUUUGUCAAUUGAGCUUCAGUCGAAAACGAAUAUUGGCUGUAGAAUCAACAAUGUCAAGCAAGCUAAAGAAGGCAAUUGGUGCAGUGAAAGAUCAAACCAGCAUCAGCCUUGCUAAAGUUGGCAGCAAUACUACUUCAAACCUUGAGGUUGCAGUGCUUAAAGCAACCACUCAUGAUGAUGUCCCAAUAGAAGAGCGGUACGUGAAUGAAGUUCUCUAUCUCGUUUCUUCCAACAAAGCUUAUGCUGCAGCCUGUGCACGAGCCAUUGGUAAGCGUAUAGGCCGGACACGAAAUUGGAUCGUAGCCCUCAAAUCUUUGAUGCUUGUUUUAAGAAUAUUUCAAGAUGGCGAUCCUUAUUUCCCUAGAGAAGUCCUUCAUGCAAUGAAAAGAGGGGCAAGGAUCCUCAACCUUACUAGUUUUCGCGAUGACUCAAACUCGAGCCCUUGGGAUUUCACAGCAUUUGUUAGGACUUUUGCUCUCUAUCUCGACGAGAGAUUAGAUUGUUUUCUAACAGGGAAGCUUCAGCGUCGAUAUACUCAUAGAGUGAGGGAAGCUUCAGGUCAUAGAAACAGCAGGGCUAAUGAGCCGGUUCGUGACAUGAAACCAGCAAUGUUGCUUGACAGAAUUUCAUACUGGCAAAGAUUGCUUGAACGAGCAAUUGCUACGCGGCCAACAGGCGCUGCAAAGACUAAUCGAUUGGUGCAAAUAAGUCUUUAUGCAGUUGUGCAAGAGAGUUUUGAUUUGUACAAAGACAUUUCUGAUGGACUUGCACUGCUUUUAGACAGUUUCUUUCAUUUGCAUUAUCAGAAUUGCGUUAGUGCCUUCCAAACCUGUGUGAAGGCCUCAAAACUGUUUGAGGAGCUCAGUGCUUUCUAUUCCUUGUGUAAGAGCAUGGGUGUGGGGAGAACCUCAGAAUAUCCAAGUGUGCAGACAAUAUCCGAGGAACUAAUCGAAACUUUACAAGAGUUUUUGAAAGAUCAAUCCUCUUUUCCAGCAACUUCCAAGUCCCCAAACAGGCUUUUGCUUCUCCCUGCACUACCAAAUUCUGUCGCGAGAUCAAGCCGAGGAGAUAGUUACGGUGGUCUGUCAGAAUUCUCAGUUACAACAGACGGAUAUUCAGAGAGGACCUCUGAAUUUGGUUCACAAUGCACGUCAUUGGAGGAUCUAAUAAGUGCGACAGAAAUAACCGGAGCACCACCAUCCAUUUCAAUCGAUUUAGAGGACUAUUCUGAUCAAUUUAGCAAGCAAUUACAGCAUGAAAGAUCAUUCAGAUUAAGUGAUUCUGGUUCAACGCACUCUUUACCAGUUUCGAGCUCCAUGGCUGAUCUUGUAUCUCUAGAUGAUUGGCCAGACGAAGAGAAACAAUCUCAAGACCAGCAAGAACAGGAAAAAGAACAAAAUGACAAGGCAAUUCAAUCUUCUUCUUCAGCCUCAGCCAAAGAUUGGGAACUUGUUCUAACUGAGGUGAUAGCAACAACACAAGGGCUGCCUACUCCAACCGACAACUUCAAUGCCUUCCCAGAACAAGAACAGCAGACACAAAGAUUAGAACAAAAUGUCCCUCCUAACUUCACAGCAACUGGUUGGGAGGUUGCACUAGUUGUUUCUCCUCCACAAGCCCCUCAACCAAUAACCAACGCCUUCGAUGGAUCGACUCUGGAUAGUUUAUACAAUCAAUCUUCAAUGCCAGUAUCAUCAUCACAACAACACUACAAUCCCUUUUUAGAGGAUACACCGGCAUUGCCUAGCAUGCCAUUUCCAGACUCCAUCACCACCACUGCUGCAGCUGCUGAUCAGUUCCAAUUGGAAUUUCCAGCUGCCGAAGCAUAUUCAUUUGCACCGACAUUUCAAGCAGCCGAACCUGCAGUUCCUACAUUUAAAGCAUCUCUUCCACCAACCUUUUCAGCUCAGGAUCCAACUGGUACAGCAAUGGUUCCAGAGUUGGAGAAUGAUCCUUUUGCAACAGUUUUUUCGAGCGAUCAAAUGUUAAAUGCUUCGAUGAAUCAGCAAAAUUUCCUGCAUGAGCAACAAUUGUGGUUGCAAAACCAAACCAAGAUUAUAGCAAAGCAUACCGCUUGAUUGAAAAAUUUACAUGUAAUAUAAUGUACAUGUUUCCAUUGAUUAGAUAAUGAAUCAUCUGGCCAAGUAAACUUGUCGCUU
Molecule: messenger RNA, 2676 nt
Organism: Coffea arabica (coffee)
Lineage: Eukaryota; Viridiplantae; Streptophyta; Magnoliopsida; Gentianales; Rubiaceae
Product: clathrin coat assembly protein AP180-like
Biological process (GO): clathrin coat assembly; vesicle budding from membrane; clathrin-dependent endocytosis
Cellular component (GO): clathrin-coated vesicle; clathrin-coated pit
Molecular function (GO): SNARE binding; clathrin heavy chain binding; 1-phosphatidylinositol binding
Source: RefSeq, a predicted model, not a curated record